This is a messenger RNA of Diabrotica balteata, 891 nucleotides long. NCBI's taxonomy places the organism in Eukaryota, Metazoa, Arthropoda, Insecta, Coleoptera, Chrysomelidae. The record is from the annotation of a GenBank genome assembly.
ACUUCACUUUGACUUUCACACUGAGGUUGUAGGUAUUGAUAAAUUUGUGAACGUUUUUGUUUAAGAAAAGUUAUUUUCAUAAGCCAUGGCUCGUACGAAGCAGACCGCGCGUAAAUCAACAGGAGGAAAAGCUCCCCGAAAACAGCUUGCCACCAAAGCUGCAAGAAAGUCAGCACCCUCAACUGGAGGUGUGAAGAAGCCACAUCGUUACCGUCCUGGUACAGUAGCUCUGAGAGAAAUCAGAAGAUACCAAAAAUCUACUGAGUUGUUGAUCAGAAAGUUGCCUUUCCAACGAUUAGUAAGAGAAAUUGCCCAGGACUUCAAAACUGAUCUCCGCUUCCAGUCUGCUGCUAUUGGUGCUUUACAGGAAGCCAGCGAAGCCUACUUAGUAGGUCUUUUUGAAGACACAAACUUAUGCGCCAUUCACGCAAAGAGGGUAACCAUUAUGCCCAAAGAUAUUCAGUUGGCUCGCCGAAUCAGAGGAGAAAGAGCUUAAAUUCUUUUUCUCUUCCUUCAAGCAACUUGGUUGCUUCAUAUUCAUUGUAGAUUUUUUCAGUUCUUUCAUACAUUGAUUACUAAAUAUAUAUUCCAGCUGGGUGUGUCAAGUGAAAAACUUAUUUAUGUUUCCUUGUCGUUUCAUGUUGAGACAGAGCAUGGUUUUAUAUAAAAGAUAUCAAUUCCACUUUUUCUGUUUGCGUAGGGUUUUCAUUUUCAUUUAAUGAAUAAAAAUGUGUUCAUGUUUGACAUUUUUUUACUUAAUACUACUUUCUUUUAUUACAAUAUGACUAUCAGAAUAGAUUAAGUUUUUUAGUAUUACGUUAUUUUAAGUGUUAGGUAUAGUUUUUUUAAAUAGCAAUUGUAACCUGAUUUAGAAUAAAUUUAUGUGGAUUU